UUAGAAGACCCAGACACUAGUGAAAUCAUCGCUCUCGUGGAUUGAAAAAGCCAUCGAAGGUGUAAAGAAGAGCGAGAUAUGUCCUACGUAAGAUUUACCAUACAAUUACAAUGGAGAUUUCAAACACGAGCCUGACAAACAAAGAAGGAACCAAAGACUUCACCGUUUCUGCAGUGGCAGUUGGCUUCACACUUGUCAUAACUUGCAUCUCUCUACUCGGUAAUUCGGCUGUAAUCGCAAUAACAAGGAUGGACAACGAACUUCGGCUUCAAGUUUCCAAUCUGCUAAUAGUAAACUUAGCGGUAACAGAUCUUCUAACAAGUCUCCUGGUGAUGAUUCCUAGCGUAACGGCGCUGUUUUAUGAAAGGUGGAUUCUGGGAGACGCCCUCUGUAAGCUCCACUGUAGCUUCAACUAUUGCUUCAUCAUCGUCUCUAUGUUAAGCCUCUCUUUGAUCACCAUAGAUAGAGGCGUGGCAAUGAAAAACCCCCUUCGAUAUGUCCAAACAAUGACUAACUGUCGUAUCGGACUUAUGAUAAGCUAUGUCUGGAUACACGGUUUAGUGUUUGCUAUUGUUCCUAGUUUAAAUGACUGGGUACAUUUCGACUACUCUGAAGCUGUGUGCACUAUUAAAUGGGAAGUCGAUGUGGGCAUUAUUACUUAUGUAACUGCUGCUUUUAUGUGUUGUUUUAUUUUACCAGCUGGAAUUAUCGUGUUUUACAACUUCUCCAUACUUCGUUCUGCUCUAAAGCUAAAACAUAACGUUAUACAACCGAAACUCUUACAAUCCGAAACGUCAACGAUAGAGAGAAUGUUGGGAACGAGAAAGAUCUCUAGUUCUCAAGGCAGACGACAUUCUACGGGAUUUAUAAACCAGAAAAUCGUCAAGAGCAUUUUAGUGAUUAUACUCGUAUUUUUUGUGUGUAUGACACCGUUCUGUCUGACAAAGCUGUUAAAGGUGCUUGUUGGUGUCCAUGUAGUUCCUCCUUGGCUGAGUUUGUUUUCUACUGCAAUACAAUUCACUGCGUCCGCUACCAACCCCUUCAUCUACGCUGUCUUUCGAAGAGAUUUCCGAGAUGCAUUCAAGCGACUAAUUAGACGUCUGUUUGUGUUCUAACAGGAACCAUCAGUAAAAUCUAUUUGUUAUUGUGAAAAAAAGUAAGAACUUUAUGAC
Molecule: messenger RNA, 1172 nt
Organism: Limulus polyphemus (Atlantic horseshoe crab)
Lineage: Eukaryota; Metazoa; Arthropoda; Merostomata; Xiphosura; Limulidae
Product: 5-hydroxytryptamine receptor 1A-alpha-like
Exons: 3
Coding region: 111-1115 (334 amino acids)
Biological process (GO): G protein-coupled receptor signaling pathway
Cellular component (GO): membrane
Molecular function (GO): G protein-coupled receptor activity
Source: RefSeq, a predicted model, not a curated record